Molecule: messenger RNA, 2342 nt
Organism: Vitis riparia (riverbank grape)
Lineage: Eukaryota; Viridiplantae; Streptophyta; Magnoliopsida; Vitales; Vitaceae
Product: transcription factor TCP7
Exons: 2
Coding region: 181-945 (254 amino acids)
Biological process (GO): regulation of circadian rhythm
Cellular component (GO): nucleus
Molecular function (GO): sequence-specific DNA binding; DNA-binding transcription factor activity
Source: RefSeq, a predicted model, not a curated record
ACAAACUUUCUCUCUCUACCAGCUUCAUUGCUCAUUCUCUCUCUAAACAUCUUGUUACCGCAACACCAGCUCAUACUCGGAGUCAUACUACCAACAAAACAAAAACACCAAACACCGGGCAAAGGAAGAGAACCAGUUGGUGGAAGAAGAAAUUUUUUUUUUGAGGGAAUUUCAAAACAUAUGUCUACCUCAGAUGGAGCGGCUAACGGCGUUACUAACGGCGCUAUUGUUGACUCCCAGAGGCAGCAGCAGCCCGGUAACGGGGCCUUGGCGGUAAAGAAGCCGCCGGCCAAGGACCGCCACAGCAAAGUCGACGGCCGGGGCAGGCGUAUCCGGAUGCCGAUCAUCUGCGCCGCCAGGGUUUUCCAGUUGACGCGGGAGCUGGGGCACAAAUCUGAUGGUCAAACUAUCGAGUGGCUGCUGCGGCAGGCGGAGCCGUCGAUCAUAGCGGCCACAGGGACGGGGACCACUCCUGCGAGUUUUUCGAGCGUUUCUGUCUCUGUUCGCGGCGGCGGCUCGACGAGCUCGGCGGCACUGGACCAGAAGCCGUCGCAGCCGCUGCUCAGCCCGACGCCGUUUAUUCUCGGGAAGCGUCUACGGGGCGACGACGACGUCGACGGCGGGGCCAAAGAUGAGGUGGUCGCUGCCGCGGCUGCUGCCGCCGCCGCCGGUGGUUUCUGGGCGGUUCCGGCGAGACCUGAUUUCGGGCAGGUGUGGAGCUUCGCCGCGGCCGCAGCUGCUGCACCGCCAGAGAUGGUGGUGCAGGCGCCGACGAUGGCAUCGCAGCCGACGAUCUCCGGGAGGUUCAUGCAGCAGCCGAUGGGAGAGGCGUCGGCGGCUAGAGUUGGGAAUUAUCUUCCGAUCGCGCAGGGACAUCUGAAUUUGCUGGCGUCGUUGUCUGGAGCUCCGGCAUCGUCGGGGAGGAGAGACGACGAUCCACGUUGAUCUUCAAUAGGUGUUGAUAUUUAUGUAUGUUGUUCUUUUUGUGUGUGUGGAGAUGAGAAUUUUUAGUGAAGCUAGGGUUAGGGUUUUAGGGUUUGGUUGUUUUUUUGAAGGGGAGGAAAAAAAAAAUUUAGGGUUUGUCCUAAUUUGAAUUAUUACUAUGAUUAUAUGACUAGGUUAUGAACGAAUGGAUUCAAUUAGCUUUGUUUCAUCUGCAUUCUCCCCUGUUGAAGAUUAGGGUUUUAGCGGUCUACUGUCUAGGUUUUUGGGGUUUUGUUGGAGAGAGAAGAGAGAUUGAAGAAUUGGGGUUUCUGAUCAAUCCCAUGAUGAAAGGUUCUGCUGGUUUCCUCUGCAAUUCAGAUGGUUUACUGCAAUUAGUGGCUUGGAUUUGACAUUGUCAGAAGUUUUCCUGAAAAAGAAAGUGGAUAAAUUCUUGGUACUUCUAUAAGCAAACGCUGGGGGUUGAAGACUACCUUUGGGGUUGGAUAUGAAUAUGAAGAAUUUGUUGAAUUAUGAUGGGUUCUGCACGUCCUAUUUUUGAAUAAUUGGGUGCAGUUGCAAUGAUUGAAACGGUUGAAAUUCAGGGCAUUAUGUGCCAUCUAGCUUGGAUCAAUCUGGGGAAAUUCGGUCUCCUUCAAAUUGGAUGGCACUCUCAUGCUUGCGAAGGGUGGUCAAAUGGGCAACUUGCUAGAGCAGACUGUGGCAGGGGUUGUUUCUUUCUCACUCUUUGGCUUUCACCCUUUACUUUGUUCUUGCUAGGCGAUCUCAAAGGAGACUGGUGUGUGUAAGGGAAAAAAAAAAUGCUCUGGUUCCUCUCUAUUUGAGAUCAAGUAGUUGACAUGAAAACCGAGAAAUAGGUGAAACUCCAUAAGCUGAUUCUACUUGGCUGGAUCACCCAGAUAAGUGGUUUGAAAACUGGAAUGCUUUCCAUUCUGUUUGGUUUCAUGGAAACUCAUUCUUGUAGAGCCUUAUUCUUCCUUGUGGGGCUUUCGGGUUUUGCAUUAAAAUGACUUCUCCUCCACCUCCUCUUCCUUCCUUGACAGGAGAAAUGGCCGGGUUUUGAACCCCAUCCUGUGUGCAUAAAAGGCAUAUGCUGAGGGGAGGAGAGGAAGAAGAUGAACUGGUGAUGGAGAUGAGUAUGAAUUAGAAAAUCCCAGGGACACGACUUAGUUAAGGCGAACACAGUAGAGACACAGUGAAAGAAGUGGAAAAAGGGGAGAAAAGAAAGGUGAAUUGAGGGGGGUUGGCCCAUAAUGGUAUCUUUGUAGUGGUGGGUGUGUCUUGCCUCCUAGUCUGUGUUUUGUGGUGUUUGUGACUUUGUGGUCGGAGUUGUUUUCCUUUGUAGGGCCUUAUCUUAUAAUAAUCUUUUCCCAUAUCAAUAAAGUUCUUGCUUAUCCUAA